Symbiodinium sp. CCMP2592 is the source of this 594-nucleotide messenger RNA. Lineage: Eukaryota; Dinophyceae; Suessiales; Symbiodiniaceae. The record is from the annotation of a GenBank genome assembly.
AUGGCUUUUGCGCGCGGAGCUCUGCAGCAACUGGCAUUCUUUGUAGUGGGCUGGCUCAUGAUUCAUCGUGUGGUUGCAUGUCGCUUGAAGCCAUCAGCGAUGCCAGCGGUCCAGGCUGCCAACGACAGCAUGGUGGAGCCACUGCCCGAUGCAGCAUUCGUGUUGGACGAUGAUGGGGAGGACGUGGUGCUGAAAAAGGCGUCAGAGCUGGAUGUCAUCGAUCGACUUGCCUUGGCAUGGGUCAGGUUGAUGGGCAGCAUGUCCGACGAAAAGCUCGCGCAAGCGGCACUCGUUGCAGCAGCCGUGAUACUGCCUCUGCUCGUGUCCUUGAUUCCGCUUUGGUUGCUACUGUUGCUGGAGAAGAACAUUUUGAUGGUCGAGUCUCGCGGUCCAGCUCGACGCCAGUCAGGUGUUCGAAGCAGGGACGUGACCUUCAGUGUCGCGGAGGAGGGAGUAUCUCCAAUGCUCCUGAUGUACACCUUCGUCGCUGACUUUGCAGUGCCGAACACCCGGCCCUUCAGGAGCUUGCCGGAGCUGGCGCAAGAGUUGCCCACAGCGCUUCCUCAGCUUCCUCAGGCCAGCGCAGCGGCAUGA